UCAACUUUUGAAUUUUUCAAAAAUCAAAGUUAAAAAAUGUCGUUGAUUAUCACGGAUUCUUAUUCAAAAAGUUUCGAAGAUGCUACGUCGAUUUACGAUUUUAGUGCUCAUGAUGCUACAGGAAGCUUAGUUAAUUUCAAGGAGAUGUAUUUUAACAAAGUUUGUCUCAUUGUGAACGUUACCGUAAAAGGAAAAGAUGCCGUGACUUUAUUAAAGAAAUUGAACAAAAUUAGGAGUUCGUUUAGUAAAAAAGAUUUUGCAAUUUUGGUGUUUCCGUGUUUCCAAUUUGGCGCCUCCGACACCGUUAAAGGACUUGUAAAUUUUUUGAAAGAAAAUUCAUUGGAAAAUAUGUUUGAUGUCUUUAAUGAAGUUCAAGUUAAUGGACCUGAUGCCUCCGAAAUGUACAAGUAUUUGAAAAUCAAGCAACGUGGAUUUAUGGGAGGAAUUAUCAACAAGAAUUUUACCAUGUUUUUGACGAACAAAAAUGGCGAGCCUGUACAAAGAUUGAUGCCAACAGUACCUGCUGAUAUAAUUAUUAAAGAAAUAAGGGGAUUGAUAUAAAGUGUUGUGUGUUAUAAUUAUUCGAAUUUAAUAUUAAAAUGAAUCAUCAUCACGAUAGAAG
This is a messenger RNA of Culicoides brevitarsis, 622 nucleotides long. RefSeq lists its product as uncharacterized. NCBI's taxonomy places the organism in Eukaryota, Metazoa, Arthropoda, Insecta, Diptera, Ceratopogonidae. Gene Ontology annotation, molecular function: glutathione peroxidase activity. The coding region runs from base 37 to 561 and encodes 174 amino acids. Gene Ontology annotation, biological process: response to oxidative stress. The transcript has 3 exons. The record is from RefSeq and is a predicted model, not a curated record.